Messenger RNA from Electrophorus electricus (electric eel), 2020 nucleotides. RefSeq names its product SRY-box transcription factor 1b (gene sox1b). Lineage: Eukaryota; Metazoa; Chordata; Actinopteri; Gymnotiformes; Gymnotidae. Gene Ontology annotation, cellular component: nucleus. Gene Ontology annotation, biological process: negative regulation of transcription by RNA polymerase II; neuron differentiation; brain development. The record is from RefSeq and is a predicted model, not a curated record. Gene Ontology annotation, molecular function: RNA polymerase II cis-regulatory region sequence-specific DNA binding; DNA-binding transcription activator activity, RNA polymerase II-specific.
ACGAGCUCGCUCCCAUGCGCGUCACCUGACCGUGAGACAUGCAAAUCGUUGCUUCUCUGGAACGCCAUUGGUUGGCUUCGUCUCAUUUAGUCGCUGUCAAAGCGCAUCAUAUGGCCGCUCUCCCAUUAACUUUUCUACCGCGCCGCUGAAAGUAGCUCAAAGACGCUUUUCAUCGCGCUGGAUGUGAAAAUCAGACGAAAAGAAAGUAAAGAAAAACAGGACAGGCGACUUACACUGUAUCGGUUUGGAUUGUAUCACUGUUUUCUUGUUUCAGUUUUUGUUGGGAGUUUUUUUUACGCGUCGGUGCCAACGGUCAGGGACGCCGGUGUUGCUCGGAGUGAAUGUUUCUUGUUUGCUGACUGAGAAAGUUAAAGCCAGGUGAAUGUAUAGCAUGAUGAUGGAAACGGACUUGCACUCCCCGGGACCUCAAACGAACACAAACACGGGGCACACGGGACCAAAUACGGGGAGCAAAGUGAACCAAGAACGCGUAAAGAGACCCAUGAACGCGUUCAUGGUGUGGUCUCGAGGUCAGCGACGGAAGAUGGCACAGGAAAACCCCAAAAUGCACAACUCUGAGAUCAGCAAGCGGCUCGGCGCGGAGUGGAAAGUCAUGUCCGAGGCGGAAAAGCGACCCUUCAUCGACGAGGCGAAGCGCUUACGUGCCAUGCAUAUGAAAGAGCACCCGGAUUACAAGUACAGACCACGGAGAAAGACCAAGACGCUGCUGAAAAAGGACAAAUAUUCCUUGGCGGGCGGCCUGCUCGCUGGGUCGGGCAGUGGAGGCGGAGUGGGUUUGGGAAUGAGCGCGCCCGGGGUCGGGCAGAGGUUGGAGAGCCCCGGAGGUCACGGUGGUAGCGCCACGGCGAGCUAUGCACACAUGAACGGCUGGGCGAACGGCGCCUAUUCGGGGCAGGUAGCGGCCGCCGCGGCUGCCGCCGCGAUGAUGCAGGAGGCGCAGCUGGCGUACGGACAGCACCCGGGAAGCGGCGCGCAUCACCACCACGGACACCACCACCACCACCACCCACACAAUCCGCAGCCCAUGCAUCGCUACGACAUGACCGCCCUCCAGUACAGCCCCAUAUCAAACUCGCAGAGCUACAUGAGCGCCUCUCCGUCGGGCUACGGAGGGAUAUCUUACACGCAACACCAGAAUUCCAGCGUGGCUGCCUCGGGAGGCAUUGGUUCGUUGGGGUCUCUUGUGAAGUCCGAACCGAGUGUAAGCCCUCCGGUUACCACUCACUCUCGGGGGCCCUGUCCCGGGGACUUGCGAGAGAUGAUAAGCAUGUACUUACCGACGGCCGAGACAGGGGACAGUUCCGUUCAAAGCAGACUUCACGCACUGCCACAGCACUAUCAAAGUUCUACAACAGGCAUUAACGGAACCGUUCCACUGACACAUAUUUAAAAUAAACAAUAAGAAAGGAAAAAGAAACAUAAAAUCAACCACGCAGAAACAAGUAACCAAAUAUUUACCUCUUUUUAGAUCAUAACUACCUUUUUUUUGUACAGAAUGGUUCCUUGUAAAUUUAAAGUCAACUAUUAUUUAAACCUUGAAAGUAAACAGACGUGACAGCGGGGCACAGUAUAGGUAAGCUGUUUUUCCAGAGUUCAAAGAAAAUUGCCUACAUACAAAUUAGCUUUAGGCCUGUGCGUUUGCUAAAGGGAAGAGAUGCCAGCCUUUAAACAAUCUACAUUAUCUUGUGACAGUUUUGAAGUAACUUUGAUUGUUGUGAAAUGCACAUUUUAAACUGGGGACGAGUGGAGGCUUCAGCUUAUAGGCCUAGUGAAAAUGGCUACAAUGUUUUAAAGGUUUAUGUUAUUGUCAUCAGCCCACAAUUCUUUGGUUUGUAAACACGUGACUAAGCCUGUGUGUUUGAUCCAUUCCCUUUUUGGUCGAUGUAUUUAAUAAUUGUGCAUAUAUUAUAUAGAAACCGAUAGGCUUAAAGAAAUGUAAAUAGUUUCUUUAAUUCUUUUUUUUCAAGAAAGAAAGCAAACCUUUUUGCGUUGGUAUGAA